Molecule: messenger RNA, 1527 nt
Organism: Eutrema salsugineum
Lineage: Eukaryota; Viridiplantae; Streptophyta; Magnoliopsida; Brassicales; Brassicaceae
Product: protein HEAT INTOLERANT 4
Exons: 14
Coding region: 22-1299 (425 amino acids)
Biological process (GO): regulation of cellular response to heat
Source: RefSeq, a predicted model, not a curated record
UUGGUUCUGUAUAACUGUGCAAUGAGGAAAGUAGCAAAGAGAAAGGGUGGUUCGAGAGCAGGAGGUCGCAAAGGUACUGUUGCGGAGACUCAAAACGAUGAGGCCAUGAUGGCUGAGUCUCUGGAGAGUCAUCUGCAUCAGGAAGAAAUCGUCGAGGAGAAGGAGAAACAGAACGGGGAAGAGGCCAAGGCAGAUAAGGAUGGCGGAGAAACCCACGAAGAGGAAGAAGUUCCGGUGAAACCUGAUUCCCUCAUGCAGGACGAUGAUCAGGUCAAAGAUGCAACUCCUUCUCAUUCUCAGCAGCACAAUGACGAUAAGGCCGAGAAAGUGAAUGAGGAUAAGAAGAAGAACCCUGCUCGUCGUGGUGGUAAGCGAAAGAGGACCACGAACAAGGAAACUGAGAUUAAUGAUGGCAAGGAACCGGCUCUGAGAGCUAAGAAAUCCAGAGCAACCAAACCACAGGAAGAGCCUGAAUACUUCGAGGAAAAGCGCAAUCUGCAAGAUUUGUGGAAGGCUGCAUUUCCUGUGGGAACCGAGUUUGAAAAUGUAGAUGCGGUUUAUGAAUUCAAUUGGAAUUUCAAACAUCUUGAAGAAGCAUUAGAGGAAGGAGGAAUGCUCUAUGGGAAGAAAGUCUAUGUUUUUGGCAUUGCAGAACCUAUGUGGACCUCAGACAAGAUGGUCCAUGUCCCAACCAUUAUUGUUAUUGAAUCACCCUUUCCACCUUCUGAAAAGGUAGCAAUCACAUCGAUUCAGAGAGUGGCGGAAAUCGUUCCAAUGCAAAAGAAGUGGGUACCUUACAUUCCUUAUGAAAAAAGAGACAGACAAGUUGAUAGGAUGAACUCUCAAAUCUUUAGCUUGGUCUGUACGCAGAGGAGAUCUGCUCUCAGACAUAUGAAAGAAGAUCGUGUUAAGAAGUUCGAGUAUUGCAUUCCUUAUUUCUAUGAUCCAUUUAAGGAAGAUGAACUUGAAGAGAGUACUGUGGUCGAUAUAUUGUUCCCCUCCGAACCGCCGGUUGUAUGUGAAUUUGACUGGGAGGUUCACAGACUUGAGGAAUUUGUUGAUGAAGUGGCUCUAGAGGAAGGAUUAUCUGCGGAACAAAAGAAAGAAUUCAAUGAAUUUGUCAAAAAUCGCGUUCGAGCAGCAAAGAGAGGCAUUCGAGAGGCAAAGGAUGCUCGAAUGAAAGCAAUAGCAGAAAUGACUGAAGAGACUAAGCAAGCCUUUCAAAACAUGAAGUUCUACAAAUUCUACCCUCAGACUUCACCAUGUCUCUAUAGACAUAAUCAAGUUGCCUUUCAUUAACCGAUACUACGGGAAGGCUCAUCAAGUCCUUUGAUAUGGAAUCCUCAGAGCCCAGAGUAGCAUUUCCUGGCGGCUUCAACAGUGCUCUCAGAAACUCUUUAUGCUUUUAUAGUUAAAAAAUCCAAGCUUGGACUACAAGUUACAAUUUUUUGUUUGCAUCUCCUUUCACAUGAGUUGUAAUUUGCUAUCCUCUGUUUGAAAAGGGUUGAUUUUGGGUAAUAUAUUUAA